Messenger RNA from Mauremys mutica (yellowpond turtle), 4217 nucleotides. RefSeq names its product solute carrier family 18 member A1 (gene SLC18A1). Gene Ontology annotation, biological process: transmembrane transport; xenobiotic transport; aminergic neurotransmitter loading into synaptic vesicle. Gene Ontology annotation, cellular component: terminal bouton; synaptic vesicle membrane. Bases 396 to 1976 code for a protein of 526 amino acids. Lineage: Eukaryota; Metazoa; Chordata; Testudines; Geoemydidae. The transcript is spliced from 17 exons. The record is from RefSeq and is a predicted model, not a curated record. Gene Ontology annotation, molecular function: xenobiotic transmembrane transporter activity; serotonin:sodium:chloride symporter activity.
GAGACGCAGGCAACAGUUAAGGUGUGUGAUGAAAGAUAAGCAUUGAUGAAAAGCUGUGGAGUGCUGGUGCUUCAUUGCUGCAGAUAAUCUGUCCAUCCUCUCUCCACUCUCCCCUAUAUCCUUCUUUCCUGCCUCUGACGCAGAGGGAGCUGCAGGGUUGAAUAGAACCUGUUUGAGGUUCCAAUUAAAUCUUCAUGGAAGCGGGGCAUUCAUAUCCUCCCCAGAUAAAAGGAUAAAUUCACUGGGAACAGCAGUUUCAGACCACAGUGCCACCACUGCUACGUCUAGCAGCCAGCUGCAGAGACCAAGAUGUGUUCUCUGAUUACAGGACAUCCUCAGCCCUAAGAAGUCAUACAGGAGUCAAAGACUGAAGCAGCCCUGCUGGGUUUCCAACAAUGCCUCAAGCGGUGGAGUGCACCCCCUGGAGGUGGCUGAAGGAGGGAAGGGAGUCGCGGAAACUGGUUCUGGUGGUUGUGUUUGUCGCUCUGCUGCUGGACAAUAUGCUGCUCACUGUUGUGGUGCCAAUCAUCCCCACCUUCCUCUAUGCAACAGAAUAUGAAGGUGCUAACAGCUCUGCUUCCCAGAACUGGAUCAUGGCAGCCCCCACAGCCUUUGCAGCUCCUCCCUUCUCCUCCAUGUUCUCUUACUUUGACAACACCACAGUGACUGUCUCAGACGACGUGGCUGUCAACACCACAGUGGGGGUGAACAAGACAGAAAACAGCAGCCUGCCUCAGCUCUCUGAGGCCAGCCUGCCAGCAAAAAACAGCUGUGUAGAUGGUGAGGCAUUCCUCAUGGAGGAGAACGUGCGCGUUGGACUGCUGUUUGCCUCCAAGGCUCUUAUGCAGCUCAUAAUCAAUCCAUUUGUGGGUCCCCUGACUAACAGGAUAGGAUACCACAUUCCCAUGUUCGCUGGAUUCAUCAUCAUGUUUCUCUCUACAGUCAUGUUUGCUUUCUCAGGUACCUACACCCUGCUGCUUGUGGCUCGAGCACUCCAGGGCAUUGGCUCAUCCUUUUCAUCUGUCGCAGGCCUGGGAAUGCUGGCAAGUGUGUACACAGAUGACUACGAGAGAGGAAACGCUAUGGGGAUAGCAUUAGGAGGUCUGGCAUUGGGGGUGCUUGUUGGGGCUCCCUUUGGAAGCGUGAUGUAUGAGUUUGUUGGAAAAUCAGCGCCCUUUCUGAUCCUGGCAUUCUUAGCCCUUUUGGACGGAGCUUUACAGCUGUGCAUCCUGCAGCCCUCUAAGAUUUCCCCCGAAAGCACCAAAGGCACCCCCGUAUUCACUUUGCUGCGAGAUCCCUACAUCCUGGUUGCUGCAGGUGCCCUGUGCUUUGCUAACAUGGGGGUGGCAAUGCUGGAGCCCACAUUACCCAUCUGGAUGAUGCAAACCAUGUGCUCCCCAAAGUGGCAGCUGGGGAUGGCAUUCCUGCCUGCCAGCAUAUCUUACCUUAUUGGCACCAACCUCUUUGGAGUGCUGGCCCACAAAAUGGGGCGGUGGCUGUGCUCCCUGAUUGGAAUGGUUGUGGUGGGGAUUAGUCUCCUUUGUGUGCCUCUUGCGCAAAAUAUUUAUGGACUGAUCGGCCCAAACGGUGGGCUUGGCUUUGCCAUAGGCAUGGUGGAUUCCUCGAUGAUGCCUAUUAUGGGAUACCUGGUGGACCUUCGCCACACCUCUGUCUAUGGCAGCGUCUAUGCCAUUGCUGAUGUUGCCUUCUGCAUGGGCUUUGCUAUCGGUCCAUCCACAGGGGGUGUGAUUGUACGGGCUAUUGGGUUUCCCUGGCUGAUGGUAAUUAUUGGAGUGACCAACAUUGCUUAUGCCCCUCUCUGCUGGUACCUGCGGAGUCCUCCAGCUAAAGAGGAGAAGAUUGCAAUUUUAAACCAGGAAUGCCCCAUGCAAACCAAAUGCUACGCCACCCAGAAACCUCUGCGGGAAUUCCCCCUGACAGAUGGUAGUGAUGAGGAGGCAGAGAGUGAGGAAUAGCAGGAGCAAAGAUGCAGCUCUUGCUCUGAAGCUGUGUCAAGUUUACAAAACCCCGGACGUCUUAUCAAAGAAGACUAACCCAGACUCCUUCCUGACAGCCAACAAGAUCCAGGAAUCCUGGCUUCAUUAAUCUGCCAUUCUCAUGGCACUGGGUGGUCAGGCAGUUUACAGGAAGCAAUUGAGAGCCAGGGCUCCUGGGUUCGUAUCCCUGGCUAUUCUCAUCUGCUGUGUGAACUUGUGCAACUCACUUAAUCUCAUUAUGUCUCAUCAAUGAUAAGGGAUUAUAAGCAGGUGGGGUCAGCCCAUACUGUCCUACAGAAAAGCAGUCGUGUGGUGCAAUCUACCCAUCUGUGAUAUGUGGAUAGUACCAACCUACCUCACAGGGGUAUUGUGAGGCUGUUAAUUAAUGCCUGUGAAGUGCUUAUGCUCCUUGGAUGAAAAGCACUAAAGGGUAAAAUACUAUCUCCAGGGGAUUUUCGUCUCUGGGGAUCCUAUUAUAAUCCCCAGCUUGGAUUUUCUCUGUAACACCAUGGAACCAUCACUCUGCACCACUGUCAAUCUGCCAAUAAAGAUACCACUACAUUAAUGUGCUCCCGGCUUGUAUCAAGGUGGCAAAACAAACAACAACAAAUCCUGCCUUAGCUUAUGUGUCAUGCAUGCUGACUCCUCUAGGUGCCUCUUCUACUCCCUGUUCAUUCAUUUCCUUUGGGAAUUGAUAAAGAAAUUCAGGUAGAAAUGGGGUGGAACCCACAUGUAGAAUCCUUAUUAUUAUUUAUAUUAUCAUAUCGCCUAAACGCAGCAAUUUCUAUAGCAGCUGAGAUCACUGGUCCAUGUAGCUUUGUAUCCCAUCUGUGACAGUGGCAAUCACUAUGUGCUUCAGAAGAAGGGACAGGAGCCCUGCUGCAGGCAAGUUUGGAAUGAGCUGUCCAUAGAGGAAGCUCCUUCCUAACCUCCAUCAGCUAGUGAUCAGCUUAUGCCUUGAAGCAGGAGGGUUUAUAUCCUUUCCAUGAAUUUUUUUUCCCUCCGUAUCUUUGCUGUGAAAUUUCCAUGUCAAAAUCGUAGCCUUAUUCGUAACUCAGGGUCUGUGUGUGCCUUGAGUGCCCAUCUCACUCAGUCCAUAUUCGCCAGUUUUUUUCCCCCCUCUUGCAAAUAGAAAAUGGUAUAAUUAAAUUUCUUAGGCCACCUGGGACUGACUAGCUCAAAACCUACAUACAGCAACCAGAUAUUUUUAUUUUAUGACUUUCUCCCCAGCUCUCCUGAACAUCAGCACCUGCUUCCUUGUGCUGCCAGGAUUUCCAACGAGAAGCGAAGCCUGUUUACUUUCUCCAGGGAGGAGGCAGAGGGAGGGACCUUCCUAUGCUGAGAUCUAUUCACACCUCUACAAUGGGUCUUCCAUUUAAAUAUUAACUUUAACUUCAUGUGCGCAUACCCUGUGGCUGGAUGCUAUGGAAACUCACUUAAGGUGGCUGACAAGGGAUGCAGAGGAGACUGGGAGACAAUGGUGCCUACACAAUGGGUUUCUCAUCAGUUACUCAGCCACUGGGCACCUUAGCUGGCAAUACUCCAUUAGGUUCAGAUGGGGAAUGCACGUCAGACCCCUUACUCAUUUCUGUAUGUGUUUACAAAUCAGGAGCAGAGAGGUUGCGCCCCAAAAACCGCCCCACCUGUGCAUGCUGAGUUUAUAAUGCUUUGACUGCCUGGGGAUGGUGGCUUUCAGGAUUUUUUAUUAGUAUCUUAUGCCAACAAUUUGGAGAGAAUUGUACAUGUAGCCAAGUAACGAUGUGCACAUACGCGAUAUGUUAUCAUUCCUGUCAAGUCAAGUUUAUUAAUAGUGAUUUAGCCAACAUGCCCAAAACACAGCAUAUUACAAUAAACCUUAAAACUAAAGCCACAAUCGUAAAAUAUUCAAAUACAUAUCAAUACACAUUAAAAAGAACAUAAACCAAUUAAACCAUAUAAUCACCAUGCCACUUGCCUCUUCCUUAUUUCGGCGGCUGGCCAUGCAAAUAGGGUGUAGUAACGGGAAACAGAGACGGUGCUGCAGAGAGGCGUCCUAGGAAAGUCCCGGACCUUUUCUUUUAUUCCCUUUCUUACAGACAGGUUACUCAUUACUACAUGAUUGAUAUACUUGUUUAUUUCCUACUAAUUGGUUAAGGCUGGCUUUCCUCAAUGGGCCAUUGUCUUGUGUCUUCCGUGUAACUAAGACUUGCAUAACAGAGUGUACCUACUGUACCGUACUAU